Messenger RNA from Paramecium octaurelia, 1053 nucleotides. Lineage: Eukaryota; Ciliophora; Oligohymenophorea; Peniculida; Parameciidae. The record is from the annotation of a GenBank genome assembly.
AUGUUAUAAUUUAUAUGCUUAAUAAUAUCUUUGGUAUCUGCGAGAAACCCAUUUAUAACAGCAUUUGUAAACUCAAUCAAAACAACUUGGACUGUACUUUUCCUCCUCUAUUUAUUUAGGCUGCCAAUUAUGAAAGAUGGAACGAUAAGUCAGAAGAGUUUUACUCCAAGUACUUCAAUGUUAUCGUCGAUCACAGCGAGCCAAUCGAAUUCAAAUUCUAUGAGCAUUUAGAAAACUUGCCACCAAGUUUCUCAGCUUCAGAAAAAUGGCCUGGUUGUCCAUCUAUUGGAUCGAUUCCAGAUCAAGGGAACUGUGGUUCUUGUUGGGCAGUAUCAGCUGCCUCUACAAUGAGUGAUCGUCUUUGUAUUGCCUCCAGUCAAACAGAUCAGAGACAGAUUUCUGCUGAAGAUCUUUUAAGUUGCUGUGGAAUUAAUUGUGGAGAUUGUGAUGGUGGUAUACCUGUUGGGGCAUGGAAGUAUUUCAAAUUAGAAGGAAUAGUCACAGGGGGUGCCUACGAUGAUUUAAGUUUUUGUAAAUCUUACUCUUUCCCUCCUUGCAGUCAUGGGAAUAAUUCUGGAAAGUAUUCUAAAUGUGAUGAGGAUAUUUUAUUGUUGACCAAUACUCCCUCAUGCACCAAAAAAUGUCAUUCUUAAUCCUCAAGAACCUAUGAUAUUGAUAAGAUCAGAUCAAGAGAGACCCCUUACAGACUUGUUCAAGAUUAAGAGCAAAUUAAAAAUGAGAUCUAUUUGAAUGGACCUGUAUAGGCUGUGUUUAUAGUCGAAGAUGAUUUCUUAAGUUAUAAAUCUGGUGUUUAUCAACAUACAACUGGAUCAUUUAGAGGGAGACAUGCAGUCAAGAUUAUUGGGUGGGGAACUGAGAACGGAGUACCUUAUUGGGAAGCAGUAAAUUCAUGGAACGAUGGCUGGGGUAUCAAUGGAAAGUUCAAGUUUUUAAGAGGGUCUAACCAUCUGGAAAUUGAAUAAAAUGUUUAUGCAUCAAUUAUUUGAAUGGAUGAUGCAAUAAUCAUGUUCAUUUUAUAAAGUAUUUGUUUAU